Molecule: messenger RNA, 2345 nt
Organism: Ficedula albicollis (Collared flycatcher)
Lineage: Eukaryota; Metazoa; Chordata; Aves; Passeriformes; Muscicapidae
Gene: RXFP3
Product: relaxin/insulin like family peptide receptor 3
Exons: 1
Coding region: 1-1338 (445 amino acids)
Biological process (GO): G protein-coupled receptor signaling pathway; immune response
Cellular component (GO): membrane
Molecular function (GO): G protein-coupled receptor activity
Source: RefSeq, a predicted model, not a curated record
AUGGGCGAGCCCUGCGAGCGCGGUGCCUGCUCGCCAGCCGCUGGCAUAAAGGAAGGAGCGGACAGGGAGUCCUGGGACACGCCGCUGGGUUUCCUGGAGAGCGCUCAGAUGGACAACGGUAGCAACGUGUCCUUCCUGCAGUUCUUGAAGACCAUCAACCUGGAGCGAGCCGACGGGAUGCAGGGGGACAGCUCUGAUGUGGUGAGGAUUGUCAUCUCGCUGGUGUACUCCGUGGUGUGUGCCCUGGGACUGGUGGGCAACCUGCUGGUGCUCUACCUGAUGAAAAGCAAGCAAGGCUGGAGGAAAUCCUCGAUCAACCUCUUUGUGACCAGCCUGGCAGUGACUGACUUCCAGUUUGUGCUGACCUUGCCAUUCUGGGCCGUGGAGAACGCACUGGACUUCAACUGGCUCUUUGGCAAGGCAAUGUGUAAGAUCGUAUCCUAUGUGACAGCAAUGAAUAUGUAUGCCAGUGUAUUCUUUCUCACUGCCAUGAGUGUGGCUCGAUACCGCUCUGUGGCUUCAGCCCUGAAGAAUCAGCGUCGGGGAGACCCAGUGGGGGGCUGCUGCUCUGCCAAGUGGCUUUGUGCACUCAUCUGGCUGUCAGCUGUCCUGGCUUCCCUGCCCCAUGCCAUUUUUUCCACCACUGCCACUGUCUUUGACGAUGUUCUCUGUCUUGUCAAGUUCCCAGAGGGCCGAGGCAGCAAUGCACAAUUCUGGCUGGGUCUGUACCACAUCCAGAAGGUGCUGCUGGGCUUCGUGGUGCCGCUGGUCAUCAUUAGUCUCUGCUACUUGCUCCUGGUGCGCUUCAUCAGUGACAAGCACGUGGGCAGCACCUGCAGCGGCCCCAGCGUCAAGCGCCGCUCCAAGGUCACUAGGUCAGUGUCCAUUGUGGUGCUGUCUUUCUUCUUGUGCUGGCUGCCUAACCAAGCACUUACAACAUGGGGGAUACUCAUCAAACUCAACGUGGUGCACUUCAGUAAUGAGUAUUUUCUCUCCCAAGUGUACCUUUUCCCCAUCAGCGUGUGCCUGGCACACUCCAACAGCUGCCUCAAUCCCGUUCUCUACUGCCUCAUGCGCAGGGAGUUCCGCAAGGCACUGAAGAACCUCCUCUGGAAGAUCACCUCACCUUCCCUCACCACCAUGCGCCCUUUCACUGACACCACCAAGCCUGAGAAGGAGGAGCAGGCCCUGCAUGCCGUGAUGCCUGUCCACCCUGCCCCUGCUGCUCCCCGGGCUGCAGCCGUGCAGGCAGAGGUGGCCUAUUACCCUCCCGGCGUGGUGAUGUACCCCAGCCGCUACGACCUGCUGCCUGCCAGCUCCAUGGAGCAGCACUGCUGAGAUGGCAGGGGGUCUGGGGGGUGGGACAGUGCCAAAUGUGGCCUGGGGAUAUUGAAUGCCUGGUCAGGACAAGGGGAGGAGGGAUGAGUAAAGGAGGACUUCUUAGUGAGAGAUGCUCUUUUGCGGUUUUGUCUGCCCUCAGAGACACUUGAUGGCUGUUGUUGUCUGGAAGAUGCACUCUGAGCUGGAGAACUAGGAGGAAGUAGUGGUGGGACAUCUCUAUGAGAUGCCUUUUAGUGCUUGUUCCUGUGCUGGGGAGCAAGAACUAAUGAGGAUGAUGGGACUCCAGCCAGGGAGGAUGUAGGAUGUGCAAUGCACUACAGGGAGGUGCGGGGCUGGUUGGGUGGACCGAGGCUGGAAGGCCUCAAGCACGUCCCCUGAAGCUGGAGUUGCAAGCAUCCCUCUCAUCCUAUGUGUUUGUCUGUGGCAGGGAGAGGGAGCUGAGCUGCUCUCUCCCUGCUGCAGGACCCUGUAAACCAAGACUGACUGGUCGCUGCUCCCUGGGCUCCCCUGGGCAUGGGGAUCAGACAGCCUCUCUUCUAUUUCAAACCUGCCCUGAGGGGAACAGCCAGGACAAGUGGGAACAAAGCUCCUGUUUGUUCAGGCUUGGCGCCUUUUCCCUCUUUUAGGGACUUAGGAAAGAGUGAGGACAAGGAACACUGUGCUCCCUUCCAGAUCAGUGCAGGAUCUGCUUUUCUAGCUACCCCUAUCCCCUCAGCUGCUGCCAGGGUAUAGAGCAACCCAGAUAGCCAAGGCAAAACCCAAGGACAAAAUUUGCAGUUUCAUGGGGUGUUCCUUAGCCUGGGUUUGGAGGGAGUUUGUGAGCCCCCUAAUACUGAUCCCCAGCCUCUCUCCAGGCCACUGAGGGGAAAGGAAACCUCACAGCCCCAGACCAUGUGUAGCAAGAUAGCAUCUCUCCCAGGGCACUGAGGUUGCAGGCUUAAUUCUUUCUGCACUUCAGACUGUUCAUAUUUCACUUCAGGAAAUCAGCACAACUGUAAAUAAAA